Molecule: messenger RNA, 568 nt
Organism: Haliotis rufescens (red abalone)
Lineage: Eukaryota; Metazoa; Mollusca; Gastropoda; Lepetellida; Haliotidae
Product: protein draper-like
Exons: 6
Coding region: 35-568 (177 amino acids)
Source: RefSeq, a predicted model, not a curated record
GCUUCAUAUGAACAAGUAGAGAACCCUUUAAGCCAUGCUGAGGCCGAGCACAGUUCUGUAUUUCACAUUUCUGAUUCAUGCAGUCGCAGCAUGCGAGUGGGGCAAACAUGGGAAGAAUUGUGACAAACGCUGCUCCAAAAACUGCCAGGUUAACCUACAGAGGAACCUCACACACUGUAACAAGGAGACAGGAGAGUGCUCCGAUGGCUGCAUCACUGGAUGGUAUGCUGCUCAAUGUGACCAACUUUGCAGCAAGAACUGCCUGGACAACGUCUGCAAUCACGUGAAUGGACACUGCGCAAAUGGAUGCAGUGGAAACCAAAAAGGGGAUUUCUGUGAGAUCACUAAAGACGUCAAGGUCAAAACAGAUGAAACAACAGGACUGUCAACGGCACACGUCGCAGUGAUCAUCACAGUCCCCCUUGUGGCAAUCAGUGUUAUCAUCGUCGUAACCGUCGUCAUAAAACGUCAAUACAACAGAAGAAAGUCAAACAGGAGGCCAACAGCUGUUACUGACCCUGAGAAUCCUGAAGAUGAGCCUUUACUGAGAGUACUGCAGUUGUAUUGA